Molecule: messenger RNA, 1047 nt
Organism: Oldenlandia corymbosa var. corymbosa
Lineage: Eukaryota; Viridiplantae; Streptophyta; Magnoliopsida; Gentianales; Rubiaceae
Source: the annotation of a GenBank genome assembly
AUGGAAAUAAUAUCAAAGGAGUUGAUAAGACCCUCGUCUCCAACUCCACUUGAAAAGAAAGACCACAAACUGUCUCUUUUGGAUCAGUUCUCCUCACAUUAUUUUAUCCCUAUCCUUUUCUUUUAUCAAAAACAGUCACCUCACUCAAAAGAUGUCAAUGUUGAUGAUCCUUCAAAAACGACCCUUCAUUUAAAACUGUCUCUGUCAGAGUCUUUAACUAAAUUCUACCCUUUAGAAGGCAAGUUGAACCCUAAUCGCCGCGCUGUUAGUUGCGACGACUCUGGAGCACUUUUUGUAGAACCUAAGUUUGAUGCAUCCCUCUCACAAGCAGUCCAAGCUGGCCCUUGUGAAAGUUUUUCUCAAUACUUGCCAUUUGAACCAGUUAUUGGUGGCCGCGAUGAUAAACUAUUACCAUCAAACCCAAAAGAACAAACAGUAUUCGCAGUCCAAAUCACUUGGUUUAGAUGUGGAGGAAAUGCUAUUGGAGUAUGUAUGUCUCACAAAGUAGCCGAUUUUUCAUCUCUGGUGAUGUUCCUGGAUUCGUGGUCCGCCUUAAAUCGCGGUGAAACUGUUGGAUCAGUACCAAACUUUGAUUUGGGGAGGCAAAUUUUUCCCCCACUAGACCGUGAUGUAGGCUUGCCUAAUCUAGUCCGCUUAGAGGAGGACAGGAAGGUUGGGUUGAAGCGGAUUGUUUUCGGCAAGGAGAAGCUACUAGGGUUGAAAAAACUGGCAACUUCAUCCCACUCGCCGGCAUCAUCACCGGUAGUGAAGGAUCCCACUCGGAUGGAAGUGGUUACUGCGUUUCUUUGGAAGCAUUUUAUCAAUGUGGAACGAGCUAAAAAUCAAGGUGGUUGUGCAAAAGAAAUAAUGUUCAACAUGUGGCAUGCUGUGAACUUGAGAACAAUUGCUACAAAAGCGUCAUUCAUCUCCAAUGAGAAUGAUGAGGCGGGAGCAAAAGAUUUCGGUGAUCUGGUUAGGCUCACGAGUGACGCAUUCAAGAUUGUCAACGAGGAUUUUGUUCUCAAUUGUGCGAUUCCCUUUGUAUGA